AUCAUAGUCAAGUUGACUGCAGAGUAUUGUGGCUCAUCUGAAAGGCACAAUGUGGCAGGUAAUCCUCAUCCUUCUGUGCAUCACCAUCCUUCCAACCAAGACCAUAAUCUGCCCCAGCAGUUGCAUGUGCAAUGAGAAAGGAGCUGUCAAGUGUGUUGGCAACAUCACAGACGUGCCUAAGACCAUGCCUAACAGCACAUACCUUCUCCAACUUAACGACACAAACGUGAGGGUCCUGAAUGAGCAAAGCCUCGCCAACCUGCCAUUAAUGCUGCGCUUCAGUGUUAGCUUCAGCUCCCUGAGCGCUGUCCACCCCAGGGCUUUCUACGUGGCCCCCCAGCUCCUGUCUGUCAAGCUGUCCUUCAACAACCUCACAAGCCUCCCGCCCAGGGUUUUCAGCCCCCUGGUCUCCCUGGAGCAACUUUAUCUAGAUGGAAACCAUCUGGAAUCCAUUCCCUCUGUGAUGUUUGAAGGUCUAGCCAGUCUGACAGAGCUUGAAAUGAGUCGGAAUGCCAUUGUCCAUCUGGCACCAGAUGUCUUCAGCAGCCUGAGCAGCUUGCGCUUCCUCAAUUUGGGGAAGAACUACAUACAAGAGCUGCCACCCACCGUCUUCCACUCACUGACACGACUGCAGUACCUUAUUCUCUAUAACAACCAGUUGGAGAGAAUAGAGACUGGAGCCUUUGACGAGCUUGCCAACCUCUUGGAGCUCAAACUCCACCACAACCAGAUUGCCAGCCUCCCCUCAGAGGUGUUCUGGGCCCUGGGUAACCUCAGGAUGCUUACCUUAUCCUCUAACAGGCUUCAGGGUGUCCCAGAGAAGACCUUCUAUUACAUGCCCAAGCUCACCAAACUCACCCUCUACAGUAAUCCUUUCCAGUCGCUGCCUGACCAGCUGAUGGGACAGAUGCCCUUGAUAAGUGACCUUUACCUGUAUGGCACCGACCUCACUGUUGUUCCCUGGAACCUCUUUGCCAACAUGAGUGGUCUGCAAAAGCUCUCCCUCCACCUCAAUGACAAAUUGAGGGAGUUGCCUCAAGACCUGUUUUGUUGUCAGCCGAAGCUCCAGAGACUCUCUCUAAAAGCGAAUGACCUCCAGGUCUUAGAUGGUGACCUGUUCUCCAAUCUCACCAACUUGAACGUCCUACUGCUGAAUGACAACAAGCUCCGCUCCAUCCCUAAGAAUAUCUUCAGACGUCUUUCCAAUCUGAAUAGCAUACAGAUCAACAAUAACCAUCUUAACACCCUUUCAGAUGAGGUUUUCUCCUCCAAUGUUGGUUUGGGGGCUGUGACUUUGGGUGGGAACCCAUGGGACUGUACUUGCAGCAUCAGAGAUAUUGUGGGUUGGAUCAGACGCCAUGAAAGUGUGGUCAGUGAUAAGGAGGACAUGAAAUGUUACAGUCCUGAGCAUCUAGAGCUCCGUAAAUUGUAUUCAUUACAAGAUGAGGAGUUCUCAGUGUGUGACACCACGCCGUCAAGCUAUCUACCGACAACCCCUCCCAUAGAAAUAUACGUGUCCCCUUCAAAACCAUCUUCAACCCCUUCAUCCUUUAUCCCCUUUAGAACCACUACUUCGAUCAUAACAACAUCACCAACAACAGCCUUACAGACGAGCCCCAACAUUGUGCUUUUUGAGUCAGACAACCCAUUCCAGCUUUUCACCGAAGCUCUCCCACCCCCGCCAGGUGACUCUUAUUUCCUCUCUUUCCCUCCUUUCUACGACCGUCUGGUGGUCGAGCAGGGGCAAAAGUUUAUUCACAACAAUCGCAUGAAGAGCUGGGUAUAUAUCUGGAGCCUGUCUUCUGAUAGUGCCUCAGCUAGUUUAAUUAUGGCCCUCCACAUCCUGUUAGUAGCAGCAGGCGUUACUUUGAUCUUGGCAACCAUAUAUGGGAUGUAUCGCCUCCAACAGUCCAUCGAUGAUUUCUGGGAGGUGGCAUCAGAAAACAUGUUAUCCAUCCAGAAGCAAAAGAGCACAGCUAGACUGAGGCCAAUGGACCUGCCAAUCACACUAUACUGUUUUAUCCUGCUUUCCAGUCUUGGUUUCAUCCUGGGCGGAUGUCCGGAUGAAUGCUUUUGCAAGGAAAACCAAAUAGUCUGCCAGGGAAAAUCCAUCUUUGAUUUCCCCUCUGGUGUGCCUGCUACCACCUCCGCCCUCUAUAUUUCCAACACCAACAUCCCUACCUUAAAACCAGAGGACUUUGCUAGCUUUUCAGAGGCCCUAGGCAUAUUAGUAGUAAAAGACUCUAGCAUCAUGCAGGUCCUGCCUGGCACCUUUGACCGUACCAGUAACCUGGGUGCCUUGGGGUUCACCAGCACCUUUCUAACAGACUUGCCUGAAGCCUUGUUCCAGAAUCUUCUGAGGCUGGAGUCUCUGACUCUGAGCAACAACAAGCUUGAGGUGCUUCGCUCCACCUGGUUAGCCUCACUUCCUGCUCUGAAGAAACUCGAUCUCAGUAAGAACCUGCUGACAUCCGUUCCUGAGGAGGCUUUCCGUUAUCUCAGUCAGCUGGAACACCUGACCCUGUCCAGGAAUAACAUCUCCGAGCUCUCCAAAGAGACAUUCAGGGGCUUGACCAGAGUGAAGAUUCUCCGUCUCAAUCGGAACUCUCUACGACAGGUCCCUGUUGGAGCGUUGGAUGACCUGGUGAGCCUGGAGGAACUGUCUCUGCAGGACAACCAGGUGGACCACCUACACACUGACCUGUUGUCUAAGCUUAAAAACCUCAAGAAGCUUUUCCUCUCCAGCAACCGCUUGACAUCCCUACCCCAGGGAUUGUUUUUUAACAUGCCCAACCUGGCUCAGAUCUCCCUCUAUGAAAACCAGCUGAGCAGCCUGGUCCCGGGGGUGUUUGGGCCCAUGGCUCUUCAGGAACUGUGGCUGUACGACAACAGGCUGAUCCGUCUAGAGGACAGCACUUUCAUGAACCUUACUCAGCUGCGUUUACUGGUGCUGAGCCGCAACCAGAUCAGCUCUGUGUCCCCCCACGCCUUCAGGGGGCUGGAGCAGCUGGGAGAAGUGUCUCUGCACACUAACCUGCUCACAGGCCUGGAGGAGGGCACAUUCCAGGGGAUGCCCCAGCUGGUAAACAUAUCGCUGGAGCACAAUCAGCUAAACUCCCUUCCAAGCAAGUUCCUGGAUGGUCUGAGCCAGAUGGGCCAGCUAGACCUUCACAACAACUCCUUCUCCAACCUGCCCCAAGAGACCCUAGACACACUCACAGCAGCUAGGGAGGUGCUACUGGCCCAAAACCCUUGGAGAUGUGACCGGGAUAUCCUGCCGUUUCGCGACUGGCUGAGACAGCACCCAGCCAAGGUCAACCACAGUGUUGUGCUUUGUGCCACACCCAUCGGCCUAAGUGGUGAGGUCGUUGCUGACCUAAAGGAUGAGCAGUUUGGGGUCCUCCACCCAUCCCUCACACCUGACCCCCCAGAGGACAGGUGGGACAUCAGCACCCUGGCUCCUAAGAAGAGCACCUUGGCCCCCACUGCCUCAGUUACACCCACCAGGCAAUACACCAACAAUGGGAAAGGGGAGGGGGUGUCCCGGGACACCCAUAUCAUUAUUAUAGCUGUUGUAUGCACCGCUGUCAUCACAAGCCUCAUCAUCUGCUGUGUCUACUGGAGGAGGAAGAAGAAAGAAAGUCACAACUUAGGGCGUAGGUCCAAAAACUCUGUUCUGUAAAAGUGAAAUUGUGUCCUUAACAACAAUCUUAAAUGUCUCCUCGCAUGGCAGGAAACAAUCCCAAUUGAACAAGAAUCAGUAGGUUCUGUAAUAAUACCCUGUUUUAAAUGGUUCAAAAUGAUAGCCUGAUUAUAGCUUGGUCUGUUAUUACACAUCUCAGUUCAAAAUGAUUUAUGAUUAUGUUAUUGUAACUCUGUAUGAGGUUCGACUAAAAGUAAAAAAAAAAAAAAAAAAACUUUUUAA
Molecule: messenger RNA, 3925 nt
Organism: Hypomesus transpacificus
Lineage: Eukaryota; Metazoa; Chordata; Actinopteri; Osmeriformes; Osmeridae
Exons: 3
Coding region: 50-3682 (1210 amino acids)
Cellular component (GO): extracellular matrix
Molecular function (GO): protein binding
Source: RefSeq, a predicted model, not a curated record